ACACACACACACACACACACACACACACAGUCAGUAUUCGAGUGAACGCCUAUAUGAUGGCCGGAAGCCUCCAUUUCCUCCUCCUGUCACUCUGUGUUUUGUUGGAACCUGUGACAGAAAUCGGUGGUUUGCUUCUGAAACCAGUUCUGUCUGGACCCAGUGAGGCCUAUGUGAGAUCUGAAGUCCAGUUUGACUGUGCAGUUCCAGGCUGGUCUUCACCCCUGACCUUUGAACUCCGGAAGGAUGCAGGGGACCUUAUUGCAGCAGAAAACAACGUCAAAGUCACCUUCACCCUACAGGUCACCGAGGGGUCAGAGGGCGAGUACUACUGCAGACUGACCGCCGGAGGUCAAACCAGCAACUCGAUCCACUUCCAAGCAGUGAUUCCUGUCAUAGGAGCCCAAUUGAGCUCAGAUCCCGAUCCAGCGAUCAUCUAUGAAGGACAGAAGCUUGUCCUGCGCUGUCUCGUCAGGAAGGGGACGCAUCUGUCCUUCACAUGGUACCACAACACACAGGAAUUGGACUCCUCUUCAGAGCUCCAGCGGCUCUCUGGAGACGCUCUCACAGUGGACGGGGCGAGUGAAAUGCAUUCUGGGAUAUACUCAUGCACAGCUCAAAACCAGAUGACUGUCAACCCCAGAUACUCCAGCAGCCGAAACCUCCACGUCACUGUCAAAAGUAACAAAUUUAACAACUCUCACUUCUGCAUUUCAAAGACACUUUUAUCAUCCAAUCAAGUCUUGUGCAUUUGUUUUUGUUGAACAUCCUGCAGUGUAUGAAUAACCCUAUAAUAAUUUUGUUAUGUGCUUUUGAUAUUUUUUCUAGAUUUGUUUUAAUUAUUUCUAUUUAGGUUUAAUUAAUUUCUCAGUUUUAGUUUUUAUUUAUUUCCAGUUAGCAAUUUUAGCUUUUUUGCUUCAACCUAAACUUAUCUCAGUUGGUUGCCGGGGCAACAUUUCAAAUUUUUGUUUUUCAUCUAAUAUUUAUAUUUUCAUUUUUAGCUUCUUUUUUUUUAUAUGUGCUUUUGUCAUUUUUUAGACUUGAGUUUAUUUCACUUUUAAUUUUUAUUUAU
This is a messenger RNA of Cyprinus carpio (common carp), 1069 nucleotides long. RefSeq names its product Fc receptor-like protein 5. Gene Ontology annotation, molecular function: transmembrane signaling receptor activity. The record is from RefSeq and is a predicted model, not a curated record. The transcript is spliced from 4 exons. NCBI's taxonomy places the organism in Eukaryota, Metazoa, Chordata, Actinopteri, Cypriniformes, Cyprinidae. Bases 54 to 761 code for a protein of 235 amino acids. Gene Ontology annotation, biological process: cell surface receptor signaling pathway.